ACUGCUGCUUUAAAAAGUAAUUUACAUGAACGAGCCUAGACCAGUCUUUGCAUGAUCAUGGAUCUAACAUGUUUUAAUUAUUUUUAGGGUUUGCUAUUCACUCCAGCUUAAGACAUGCCAUACUUGAAAAAAAAUCUUAAGAGUCAACCAUUGGCCAAAAAAUGGGAUAUAAAGGCACAGAAAUGUGGAUUGCGACACACAGUGUACUCCGUCAGUGGAGAUGAAUACAGAGGGGAAUGGCUGGAUAACAAGAAGCAUGGGAAAGGGACCCAAAUUUGGAUCAAAGAUGGAGCCAUUUAUAAUGGGGACUGGAAAUUUGGAAAAUGUGAUGGAUAUGGUACUUACAGUAAACGACUUCCAGAAACCAAUGAGUAUGAAAGACAAUACUGUGGUGAAUGGAAAAAUGGCAAGAAGCAUGGGUAUGGGACAUACUUCUACAGUAACUCAUCUGUUUAUGAAGGGGAGUGGAGUGAGGGCAAGAGGAGUGGCCGGGGAAGAAUGCAUUAUGACGAUGGAAAUAUAUAUGAAGGAGAGUGGAUGAAGGAUAAACAAAAUGGACAAGGCAUGAUUCAGUAUGCAAAUAACAACCGAUAUGAAGGAAGCUGGAAGAAUGGGGUGAAGAAUGGCAAUGGAAAGUUCUACUAUACAGACAAAGGUCAGCUUUAUGAAGGCAUUUGGGUGGAUGGAGUAGCUAAAUGCGGAACUCUCAUUGAUUUUGGAAGGGAUGAAGCCUCAGCACCGCCAAAAUAUUCAGUUCCAAAGGUACAUCUGGUGGACACUCAGCUGGUCUUGAUGGAAACCCAAUCAGCUCACCAUAAAUGAUAUUAAAGAACUUCAAGGGGAUCAACAAGUUCGACAUUCCUGAUACACCAGCUUCUCUGAACUUAAAGGAUCUAUAACCUUACGGUGCACACUUGAUAAGUAGUACAAUCUUCAGUAAAGUUGUUCCAACUUGCCAAAGUCAUGUGAAAUAUAGCUAGCAAUUUAUAUGACUACACUUAUUCAAGCAAUAGGAAGUGGUGUGGAGUACAAAAUGUACUCCAUAUGCACUCCGUAUGUACUCUGUAGUUUUCCACUUCUGUGUGUACGAAACUUCUCACUCAAUGCAGACACACACACCCAUUGUUCUCAUGCGUGUCCCCAUGGGGUCACAUAGCCACCUUAUCAUGAUUGCAUCCCCUUUGCCGCAUCCCAGGCACUGGGACAGCAAAGAUAAGAGUAACGGACAUACAGUCACUCACCAGUGCAAGAACAUGAUUAACUCAGAUGGUUUCCUGCAUACCUUUGUAAAGACAAUACCUUAGUUAAUGCAGGAAACAUAGGGUAUGACGCAACGGACUGUGCUAUAAAAAACCACUACCUCCAGCCCAGAAGCAGAGCAUAUUCUCACAGACUAACAUCUCUGUGGUCAUAUGUCUCUCCAUUUGCAGAUGCACUAAAGAUUCUCUGUUUGCUCCAAUGUUUGUCCGAUGAUUAUUCUCCCCAGGGGUUGCUGGGGCAAGAGCCCAUUAAAGGAUUAAGGAAAAUCCAUGACAGUGGACAAUACACUGUUAACUUAUUUUGGAAAUAUGUUUUGUCAAAUGAGUGCCAUGUAAAGGUGGAACAGUCUGUAAUAUUUAAACUUUCCUAAAGCAUGACAUGCCCAGUGCAGCAAUUGCAGCAAGCUAUAAUUUUUUCUUCUUUUUGAGCUGUGCCGUUGGCAGACAACACAUGGGUCUUUCCUGACAACGUGUCUUUCAAAGAGUUAAUCUGCAAGUGGAGUUCAGGUUCUUCACCUGCAAAGGCAAUCUUUAUUAAUGAUCAAGAACUGCUUAUAAUAACGCCAUCCUUUGGAUGAUCUGUGGAUGACAAGAGCAAAGCAUUUUCUUAUACAUUUAUAGCUGCCACCGAUCCCCCUCUUCAGCAUGUUUGAUCAGCUAAAUAACCAAUCAGCACCACUUCUCCAAGAGGUAGACAACCUACACAAGUGAGACAAGUAAACGUAGAGACGAAAAAUGACAAAUAUAAAAAUAUCUCAUAAGAUAUAGAAACAGAUGCUGAAGUGUUUGACAAAACAUAAUUCAAUCUUAUCAAUAUCAGUUUAGGAUAGCAAUUAUAGCGA
Messenger RNA from Lampris incognitus (smalleye Pacific opah), 2101 nucleotides. It is a transcript of the gene morn3, whose product is annotated as MORN repeat containing 3. The record is from RefSeq and is a predicted model, not a curated record. NCBI's taxonomy places the organism in Eukaryota, Metazoa, Chordata, Actinopteri, Lampriformes, Lampridae. Bases 115 to 822 code for a protein of 235 amino acids. The transcript is spliced from 5 exons.